AAACUAUCAAUCAACUCGAUUUUAUUAAAAUAACCCAAUUUUAUAAUGUCUCUAAUUGACGAUUUUAUUGAAAAUUCCAACGAUGCAUUACAAUCAUAUACUGCCAAUAAUAAUAGUUUCUUGGAUGCGGAGGGUUUUGAGCAAACUGAUCCAGUUAUGUUAGAAACAGGGUUUGUUAGUACUGGUUUAGCUAAGGACGACUCAGAGAUAUUUUCUCUUGAUCUUGUUCAAUUUCAAUUUCCUGCUCCUUUAGUAGCAAUGUCGGUAUCCAAUGAAAUUCUUGUAAUGGCGUUGGAAACGAAUCAUAUAUUGAGAAUUGAUUUGCAGCAAGCUCAUGAUGUAGAAGAUAUUGAAAUCCCACGAAAAUCGGAAGUGAAGAUUUAUAAAAUAUUCUUUGACCCAACCGGUCGACAUUUACUCAUAACAACGGAACAAGGAGAAAAUUUUUAUUUAUUUGAAAAGUGGAAAAAGGCUAAAGUUCUCUCUAAAUUUAAGGGCAUAAUAAUUGAGUCCGUUGGGUGGAACAGAUUUAACGGAUCUUCAUCGGAUACUUCUACAAAGAAAAUUCUUAUUGGAAGCCGUAAUGGGAUGAUAUUUGAAGCUGAGAUUGAGCCAACGGAUGAAUUUUUUAAAAAAGAAGAGAAAUUUUGCAAACAGGUUUAUUCAUUAAAUAGGAAUGUUCCUAUUACCGGCCUUCGCAUCGAACAAUUUCCUGCAACAACACGAAAAUAUUUAAUAGUAGCUGCAACGCCAACUAGACUAUACCAAUUUAUAGGAAAUGCAACUCCAUCAAAAGAUGAUGAGGUAGCUUCGAUGUUUGAGAACUUAUUUGCUAGCUAUGCAAUAAAUCCAGUAUUUCAGGAGCUUCCCGGAGAUCUUACUUACAGUGAAUUACAGUUUUAUUCUCAAUAUCAAUAUCAAGAUUUACAUUAUCAAGGAACAGCCAAAAAUUUUGCUUGGUUAACAGGCCCAGGUAUCUAUCACGGAAGUCUUGUAUUUGGUUCACAAGAUACUGGCGAUAGUGUCAUCGAUAGCGCAAAACUACUUCCAUAUCCAUCUACAGCAAAUAAUGAUUCAACUGCGGUAGCUGAAUUUCCCUUAUCAAGUGCUCUUACCGAGUUCCACUUUAUUUUGUUAUAUAAGGAACGUGUAAAAGCAAUAUGUCAACUCAAUGAUCAAGUCGUUUUUGAUGAUGUUAUUCCACUUAAACCAGGGGAAGAAGUUCGAACUAUGACUGUGGAUCAUGUAAAAAACACGUUUUGGAUUUACACCGAUUCUUCUAUAUUUGAACUUAUUGUUUCCAAGGAAGAUCGAGAUGUAUGGAAGUUAUAUUUGGAAAAACAACAGUUUGAUACGGCAUUACAAUACUGCAAAAAUCCAGCACAACGUGACAAGGUUCUUACAACUCAAGCCGAACAUUAUUUUUCACAAAAACGUUAUCUAUUAUCAGCUUCAUAUUAUGCAGAAUCGACCGUGCCUUUUGAGGAAGUUGCACUUAAAUUUGUUGAGCGAGACGAGAGAGAUGCUUUAAAAAAAUACUUAUUGAACAAACUUGAUAAACUUCGAAGACAGGAUAAAACUCAAAAGACUAUGAUUGCUACUUGGCUAGUUGAAAUAUAUCUAAGCAAAAUUAAUACAUUGGAAGAUCUGGCAGCAUCAAGUGCUGGCUCUGAUGAUAUAGACAAUUUUAAAGCAGAACAAAAGGACUUAGAAGAUGAAUUCAAAGGAUUUCUUGAACAAUACAAGGCCGAUUUAGAUAAGAAGACAACGUAUAAUUUAAUUUCCAGCCAUGGGCGCACAGAUGAAUUAUUAUGCUACGCAUCAUUGAUAGGUGACUACGAGAAAGUAAUAUCACAUUGGAUUCAAGAAGGAAAUUAUAAACAAGCACUGGAUGUUCUUAGUAAACAGGCUUCUGUUGAUACGUUCUAUAAAUUUGCUCUUGUAUUGAUGGAAAAUGCACCUAGUGAUACUGUUGUUGUUUGGAUGCGACAACCGAACCUCAAUCCAAGAAACUUGAUGCCUGCCUUAUUAAAGUAUGAUCAUUCAAAAGCUCCAGAAAACACUACACAAAAUCAAGCAAUAAGAUAUUUACAGUACGUAGUGCAACAACAAAAAAAUACAGAUCCAGCUAUUCACAAUUUUCUUCUCACGUUGUAUGCAACACAAUCUACAAAUGAUGAGUCUGCUUUACUUCAAUUUUUGGCAUCGGAAGGACGAGAACCAUACUAUAAUUUGGAUUAUGCGCUUCGACUUUGUAGCCAAAAUAGAAGAACGCAAAGUUGUGUACAUAUAUAUAGCAACAUGGGACUUUAUGAAGAGGCUGUUGAUUUGGCAUUGAAGCAUGAUGACCUGGAACUUGCAAGAAUUAAUGCUGACAAACCAGAGGAUGAUGACGCGUUACGUAAGAAACUUUGGUUGAAAAUUGCGCGUCAUGUAGUUGAAAAGAAACAAGAAAUAAAAACAGCCAUGGAUUAUCUCCAGCAUUGCGACUUGCUUAAAAUUGAAGAUAUUUUACCAUUCUUCCCCGAUUUUGUUCUUAUAGAUGAUUUUAAGGAUGAGAUAUGUGCGGCUCUUGAGGAAUAUAAUUUAAAUAUCGAAGAAUUAAAAUCAGAAAUGGAUGAGGCAACCAAAAGUGCUGAGAGCAUUCGGCUUGAUAUACGAGAGUUAAGAUGCCGGUUUGCAGUCGUGACAACAGGGGAAAGGUGUUCAAUAUGCGAUUUAUCAUUAUUAACAAGACCAUUUUAUAUUUUCCCUUGUCAACAUGCUUUUCAUGCUGAAUGUAUGAUCAACCGAGUGACUAAUUAUCUUAGUAUGGGGCAAUUACUUCAUCUUUCGGAUUUACAACAAAAAAUAUCAAAGGAAUUGAAUAAUGUUAAUCAUCCACCUGAUCCAGCAGCUGCCACAUAUAAUGAAGAUGAUGUUGCUGUUUUUGUUCCAAAAAUUGAUCAAUUAAAGGAUGAGCUUGAUGAUUUAGUUGCAUCAGAAUGUAUACUUUGUGGGGAUAUGAUGAUCAAAACUAUUGAACAGCCAUUUAUAAAUGAUGAUGAAAAUGAUUUAUUGAAAUCAUGGGAAAUAUGAUUUAAAGUAUUACAUUAUUAAUUUAUAUCUUUUUGUAUAAUAAGAAUAAAGUGUUUUAUUUAUUUAUUUAUUGGAUUUAUGCCAUUUUCUGAUUAAAUGCAUAAUAAAGUUACUUAAUUAGCA
Messenger RNA from Rhizophagus irregularis DAOM 181602=DAOM 197198, 3201 nucleotides. RefSeq lists its product as uncharacterized. The record is from RefSeq and is a predicted model, not a curated record. Lineage: Eukaryota; Fungi; Glomeromycota; Glomeromycetes; Glomerales; Glomeraceae. Gene Ontology annotation, molecular function: protein-macromolecule adaptor activity. Gene Ontology annotation, biological process: intracellular protein transport; endosome organization; organelle fusion. Gene Ontology annotation, cellular component: HOPS complex; endosome.